Molecule: messenger RNA, 646 nt
Organism: Rhipicephalus microplus (southern cattle tick)
Lineage: Eukaryota; Metazoa; Arthropoda; Arachnida; Ixodida; Ixodidae
Product: adult-specific rigid cuticular protein 15.7
Cellular component (GO): chitin-based extracellular matrix
Molecular function (GO): structural constituent of chitin-based larval cuticle
Source: RefSeq, a predicted model, not a curated record
GAGCUCCUGGACGUUGGAAACAUGCUCACUCAGGUCAUCGUCUUCCUAGGUGUUGCAGCGGUAGCUUUCGGCGGUUAUGCUGGAGGACACCAUGGUGGAUCGAGCAGAACAUACAGAAAGCAAGAUGACUACGGACACUACCGAUUUGGCUACGACAUCGUCAAUGGCUACGGGGCUGUCAACGGCCGCCACGAAGCCGGACACGCGUACGGCCCCGUGCAUGGUUCCUACUACCUGGGCGACAUUGACGGCCGCCACCGGCAGGUGCACUACGUGGCCGACAAGCUCGGCUUCCGCGCUGUUGUCAAGACCAACGAGCCCGGAACUAAGACCAGCCUACCCGCUGCAGCACCCUACAUAACUGCCCACGGAAAAAGUGUCCCUGCCUACGGACAUGGCGGAUAUGGCGGAUACGGCGGUUUUGGAUACGGUGGUCAUGGCUACGGCGGUUACGGAUACGGUGGCUAUGGAUACGGUGGCUAUGGAUACGGUGGACACGGAUACUACGGUUAAAUUAUUUUCUUGAAAAACAAAGCAAUUUACAAGCGAAGAAGCUGGGAGUUUUCAACUGUUCCCCGCAUGCCGCUGGCUCUACUUUGGAACGCCCCAAUGCUACCCAAAGUACAAUAAAUGAUUUAAACACGAA